AUGAAGUUUCCUACAGUUGUACAAUUGAUUUUCGUCGACAUUGCUGAUGAUGAAGAGAUGGAAAAGGCUGCAGAGAAGGUCCAAAAACUUCCAAGAGAUGUUGAAGAUCAAUGCUUAUUAUUGGUUGAUGAGAAACUAUUCUUUGGUGGUGAUGACACUGUUAAUAUGGUGGACAUAGCUUUUGGAUCAAUGAUCAAAUUUCUUGUAACUACAGAAUAUUUGAAUGAAUUGAAGGUUCUAGAAGUUGAGAAAUUCCCUCGUUUGCAUUCAUGGUUUAAUAAUUUUAAGAAUUUUCCAAUCAUCAAAGAAAACUUUUCUCAUAGAGAGAAAAUGUGUGCUAAUUUAAAGUAUAUCAGAAAAACAAUAAGAGAAUAG
This is a messenger RNA of Arachis ipaensis, 375 nucleotides long. The record is from RefSeq and is a predicted model, not a curated record. NCBI's taxonomy places the organism in Eukaryota, Viridiplantae, Streptophyta, Magnoliopsida, Fabales, Fabaceae.